AUACAGUCUACACUCUUGUUUACUUGUCUUCGUACCCAUUAAUUCUCCCCUGUUGACCUCGCUUACCCAAAUCUUACGCCAUCCAGACCUCACUCCGUCCACUCGACUUUUGGUUCUUAUUCAAAACCCAUUUCACACUUCCAGAGUCCAAACCAGAUCAUUCCACAUCGGCAAUCAUGUGCGCGACUUUGAAAAAUGUAAUUCUGUAGCAUAUUUCAGUUGCGAGUGUUUCAGUAUUUCUUCAUCCGGGGCACUUGUUGGGAGCUGGUUUUUUUCCAAUCAGGUUGAUUUUUUUGCUGAUUAAAGUUUGGAAGAUACAAUUUCAAAGCACGAUGAAGUGUUUCAAGUCCUCAUACAGCGAAAAGAAGCCCGAAUCACCAAAAACUCCAACAAAAUCAAUUUCGGUUCAAUCGUUUAGUUCUAUAUUUACAGAUCGUGACAUGAGACAAUCCGGGUCAGAUCUAAAUUCUCAAAACGUCUCUGAUCUUAGCACAGAAUCAAUGGGAAGCACAAAUUUUCCUAGUUUUUCACAAAAGUCAAACAAUCUUAGAGCCUUCACAUUUUCUGAACUCAAAGCAGCCACAAAGAACUUCAGUCGCUCUACCAAGAUUGGUGAAGGAGGAUUCGGGUGUGUCUACAUGGGUGUAAUCAAGAACCCUAAAGAUUCCACUAAAAAACUCGAUGUCGCUGUCAAACAGCUAGGAAAAACAGGAUUACAGGGGCAUAAAGAGUGGGUAACGGAGGUGAAUGUUCUUGGAGUGGUUGAGCAUCCGAAUCUUGUGAAAUUAGUUGGUUAUUGUGCGGAAGAUGAUGAAAGAGGGAUACAACGACUUUUGGUUUAUGAAUAUAUGCCGAAUAGAAGUGUGGAGGAUCAUUUAUCUUCAAGGUCUGAAGCGCCUCUUUCAUGGAGUAUGAGAUUGAAAGUGGCGCAAGAUGCUGCUCGUGGUUUGGCGUAUUUACAUGAACAAAUGGACUUUCAGAUUAUUUUCCGAGAUUUCAAAUCUUCCAACAUUCUUCUAGACGAAAAAUGGAACGCCAAGCUUUCGGAUUUUGGAAUGGCUCGAUUAGGUCCUCAAGAAGGACUCACUCAUGUCUCAACCGCUGUAAUAGGAACAAUGGGAUACGCAGCUCCAGAGUACAUCCAAACAGGACAUCUAAAUUCCAAGAGUGACGUGUGGAGUUACGGGGUGUUCCUAUAUGAACUUAUCACGGGUAGGCGCCCAUUGGAUAAAAACCGGCCCAAGAACGAACAGAAGCUUCUAGAAUGGGUGAAACCGUAUCUAGACUCGAAAAAAUUCCGGAUCAUAAUCGAUUCAAGGCUCGAAGGAAAAUACUCAUUGAAAUCAGCACAAAAGUUGUCAAUUAUAGCCAAUAAAUGUUUGUCUAGAAACUCGAAGGCCAGACCAAAGAUGAGUGAGGUCCUUGAAAUGGUUAACCAACUCAUUGGGGGUCCAUCACAUGCACCUAGCCAUGGACCACCGGUCAAGGGUCUGGACCCGGUGGUUCCUAUCGAGCCCAAGAAAGUUUUUGUGGGUCAAAAGACUCCUGAGAAUAUGAAAAAAGACGAAAGAGAGUCUAAGGUUGUUGAACAUACAGAAUCUGGUUGUGUUUCACUGUAUUGUCGUCCAAAGCUGUUGACAACUUGCUGAUUUUGAGUACUUUGGAAGGAGUUUUGCAGUGUAUGGUAGUAAGUGACGAUAUUGCCCCUAUAAUGUACAGAAAGGCGUGCGUUGAGUUGCCUACUGUAGAGGUAAAGGGCUGUUUGGUAAUUGGUAAACAUCAAGAGGUUGUGUAAUUGUAUGUUUUAUAUAAGUGAGGUGGAAUUGUGUAGCUUGUGUGCAUUAUAGGAAGUUAAAAAAAUCAAUCUAAAGUUGAUCUUGGUGUGCA
Messenger RNA from Lactuca sativa (garden lettuce), 1887 nucleotides. Its product is annotated as serine/threonine-protein kinase PCRK1. Lineage: Eukaryota; Viridiplantae; Streptophyta; Magnoliopsida; Asterales; Asteraceae. The record is from RefSeq and is a predicted model, not a curated record. Gene Ontology annotation, molecular function: ATP binding; protein kinase activity. Gene Ontology annotation, biological process: protein phosphorylation.